Molecule: messenger RNA, 2757 nt
Organism: Eupeodes corollae
Lineage: Eukaryota; Metazoa; Arthropoda; Insecta; Diptera; Syrphidae
Exons: 6
Coding region: 646-2187 (513 amino acids)
Biological process (GO): regulation of transcription by RNA polymerase II
Cellular component (GO): nucleus
Molecular function (GO): protein binding
Source: RefSeq, a predicted model, not a curated record
GCAACUCAUUGCACGAUUUGCUUCGCAGUCGUUCGGAAGUGUUGUUUCUUACUCAGAAGGUUGUUCUUUUAUCAAAAUAAAACAUUUCCUUUUUUUUAAAUAAUAAUUUCUAAUAAAACGGAUGCUAUUUUUAAGUGGUUCUAUUUCGAAAGUCGCGAUUAGAAGAAAUAAAUAAACCUUUCUUAGAUUGUUCGCGGUGUCUUGAAAAGAUGAUGAUGGCUUGGUGUUUUUAACAUAAGGCGGCGGGCGGUUCGAGGAGAAUUAUUAUUGAGUUAAAAGGGUGGCAGAGGGUUGAAGAACGGAAAAAAACAACGUCUAACCAAAAGGCGGGAAUUACUCGAGUUUCUUUGUUUGGACAGCAAAAUAAUAAAACAAAAAAAACACACAUAAUAAUAAGUGAAUAUAUCUUUGGCCACCAUUAAUAUUGAUUAAAAUUUAUUGAUCGCUUGUGUGGAAAAUAUACAUUUGUUGGAAUUGGAAUAUAUGAAGUUAAAACAGUUCAUUUCAUAGCUACUCUACCCAUGGAAGUGUAUUUUUGUAACAUAUGUGCAGACGAAAAUAGGAAUAAUUUGAGUACAAUUAUUUGCAAACAAAGCAUUUAACUGAAUUUGUUGUAAUACAUAAGCUAACAAAAAAGAAACAAUUAUGACAGUUGAAAACUAUCACCUGAAAUGGGAUUCCCAUUUAACACACUUAAACACGGCCAUAUCAACUUUAUUCAGAAAUGAACGAUUUGCCGAUGUCCUUCUAUACAGCAGCAACCCAGAACCUGGUAUUCAAAAAAUGGGUAUUUCAGCGCACAAAUUUAUCCUCAGCUCUUCUAGCCAGUUCUUCGCUACAAUUUUUGACUCGACUCUACCAUCGACUUCGUCUACUGGAAUAUUACAUAUUGUUCUUCCACCAGACCUAACACAACGCACCAUUCAAAUUUUAGUUCAGUAUAUGUACAGUGGGGAAGCAACUGUCCCAAAUGAAGUCCUAAGUGAAGUUCUUCGUGGUGGAGAAUUAUUGAAAAUCCGUGGAUUGUGUCGUGCUGCUCCUCCCAAUAGCAGCUCUGAGGUUAAUAGCUGCGAUUAUUCCAAAUCAAAUCAUGGAGAAAUCAAUACAUCACGUUUUGCCAACGAACUUAGAGGUUUAGGUGCAUCUGUGCUUCCAGAAGAAAGUCCAGUUAUAGUUAAGUCGCCAAAACCACCGCAUAUAGGUCUCCUUCGAGUUGUUAAUUCGAAUUCUCUGGGCGGACGAAUAUCAGUGAACAAAGAUGUUGCCAUCGAUCCAGAACCCGUCGUCGAUGGAAAUUAUUCAUAUCCACCUGAAAUAAAUGCACAGUGUCCACCGAGUGUACGUGUUUCGUGCAGAGAAAGUGGCUGUUCUGGAUGUGCUGAAUCCUCAGAAAUAGACAGCCCCAUGGAACUAGCUCCAGCACCAAAACUAACAAUGCGAACGGAUCUACAUCACAAUAACCAUUCCAUGGAAGAAAAGUCAGCAGUUGCACAUAGUCAACCCUUUCGUCGAAUAAGUUUACCCAUUGACCCGUUGUCAACCCCAGAGGAACCCAUGAACUGCUGUCAUAUUAAAGAGGAACCAACCGAUUCAUGGCAUGAUCCGUCGGGUGGAGGUGAUGUGUCCCCAUCGUCGGCGGGCCUUCCGAAAAUUGUCCUCAAACUAAAAAAUCCACGCUCGGGGAUUCCAGCACCGAUAAAACUCGAGGCUCCAACAAGCGGCGAAGAAGACCUCAGUCAACCGCCAUUGGACAGCAUGGAUCACAUGCCCUAUACGCGGUUAGUGUGUGAUGUUUGUAAGACCUCAUUUGACGAGCCCAAGUCGUGGGUGCGACACAUGGAAAGCCACAUGGAGAAGCCCGAACCGGACAAGGAUUCUGACAAUUCUUCCAGUGCAUUCAAUCAAUCGUCUUCCACUUCCAAGUCGGUGUAUGUGCCAAAGAAACGAAGACGAAUGUCGCCUCAUCAAGUAUCAGGGGAUCAUGUAACACUCAUCUGCGACCUAUGCACAAUGUCUUUUACGACACCGGCUGAAUGGGUACGCCACACAAAUACUCAGCACACAGAAUCAGAAUUAGCCUUAUUCAAUAACCAGCGCAACGUAGUCCCACAAAAGUCAUCAUCCGAAACAGAAGUAGUGAGGUACAGUCGACGACACCAUCAUACGGGUGGGCUUUUCAAAGCGUGAGUUCAGUCAAAUGCCCGAGAUCGAGAUAGUCCUAAUUAUACUCGCGAAUCGCGUGACCGAUUAUCAGUUUAUCCUAGGUCAGUAAGAAGCUUUCAUCGUAAAACUCUACUAAGUCAAGCCAUGCGAACUCCUCCGGCUCGGGAUUUAGAUAAAAUUUGUGAUACAUGCACGAAAAGAUUUCCAACUACAGAUCUUAUGAUGGAUCACAAAAAAACUCAUCACCAUUGAGUUGAAAAAUGAUUGAAUACAUUUUUUUAAAAUAAGGAUUUUCGCGUGUGUUAAGUUAUUAAAAAAAAAAAAUUGUUAUGCACAAAAUUGAAAUGUUUGGAGUGACCAACGAAUAGUUUGCUUACAAUAAAUACAAAAAAAAAAAAACAGGAGUAUAAGAACGAAUAUAUGUAUGUAUGUAUUUAAGUAACUGUAACUGUAUACAUAAGACAUGCGAGGAUAAAAAAAAUAUUAUAUACUUGUACAUAAUUUACACUAUGAACUUUUUUCAAAUUCCAUUUAAAAGUUAUUUUUAUCUUAAUUAAAAAUUACAAAAUAAAUCUCUUUAAAUAUUUAAAUAAU